GGGGAGGAGGGGAGAACCGGGAGCGCACAGCCUGGACGCGUGCGCAGGCGUCAGGCGCAGAGACCGGCUAGCCCCUCAGCUAGCGGCCCCGCCCGCGCUUAGCAUCACUAACUGGGCUAUAUAACCUGAGCGCCCGCGAGGCCAGGACACGAGGAAUUCGCCCACGCAGGAGGCACGGCGUCCGGAGGCCCCAGGGUUAUGAGACUAUCACUGCUCAGGACCUACUAACAACAAAGGAAAUCGAAACAUGACCAAAUCGUACAGCGAGAGUGGGCUGAUGGGCGAGCCUCAGCCCCAAGGUCCUCCAAGCUGGACAGACGAGUGUCUCAGUUCUCAGGACGAGGAGCACGAGGCAGACAAGAAGGAGGACGACCUCGAAGCCGUGAACGCAGAGGAGGACUCACUGAGGAACGGGGGAGAGGAGGAGGACGAAGAUGAGGACCUGGAAGAGGAGGAAGAAGAGGAAGAGGAGGAUGACGAUCAAAAGCCCAAGAGACGCGGCCCCAAAAAGAAGAAGAUGACCAAGGCUCGCCUGGAGCGUUUUAAAUUGAGACGCAUGAAGGCUAACGCCCGGGAGCGGAACCGCAUGCACGGACUGAACGCGGCGCUAGACAACCUGCGCAAGGUGGUGCCUUGCUAUUCUAAGACGCAGAAGCUGUCCAAAAUCGAGACUCUGCGCUUGGCCAAGAACUACAUCUGGGCUCUGUCGGAGAUCCUGCGCUCAGGCAAAAGCCCAGACCUGGUCUCCUUCGUUCAGACGCUUUGCAAGGGCUUAUCCCAACCCACCACCAACCUGGUUGCGGGCUGCCUGCAACUCAAUCCUCGGACUUUUCUGCCUGAGCAGAACCAGGACAUGCCCCCGCACCUGCCGACGGCCAGCGCUUCCUUCCCUGUACACCCCUACUCCUACCAGUCGCCUGGGCUGCCCAGUCCGCCUUACGGUACCAUGGACAGCUCCCAUGUCUUCCACGUUAAGCCGCCGCCGCACGCCUACAGCGCAGCGCUGGAGCCCUUCUUUGAAAGCCCUCUGACUGAUUGCACCAGCCCUUCCUUUGAUGGACCCCUCAGCCCGCCGCUCAGCAUCAAUGGCAACUUCUCUUUCAAACACGAACCGUCCGCCGAGUUUGAGAAAAAUUAUGCCUUUACCAUGCACUAUCCUGCAGCGACCCUGGCAGGGGCCCAAAGCCACGGAUCAAUCUUCUCGGGCACCGCUGCCCCUCGCUGCGAGAUCCCCAUAGACAAUAUUAUGUCCUUCGAUAGCCAUUCACAUCAUGAGCGAGUCAUGAGUGCCCAGCUCAAUGCCAUCUUUCAUGAUUAGAGGCACGCCAGUUUCACCAUUUCCGGGAAACGAACCCACUGUGCUUACAGUGACUGUCGUGUUUACAAAAGGCAGCCCUUUGGGUACUACUGCUGCAAAGUGCAAAUACUCCAAGCUUCAAGUGAUAUAUGUAUUUAUUGUCAUUACUGCCUUUGGAAGAAACAGGGGAUCAAAGUUCCUGUUCACCUUAUGUAUUAUUUUCUAUAGCUCUUCUAUUUAAAAAAAAAAAAAUACAGUAAAGUUAAAAAAAUACACCACGAAUUUGGUGUAGCUGUAUUCAGAUCGUAUUAAUUAUCUGAUCGGGAUAACAAAAUCACAAGCAAUAAUUAGGAUCUAUGCAAUUUUUAAACUAGUAAUGGGCCAAUUAAAAUAUAUAUAAAUAUAUAUUUUUCAACCAGCAUUUUACUACUUGUUACCUUUCCCAUGCUGAAUUAUUUUAUUGUGAUUUUGUACAGAAUUUUUAAUGACUUUUUAUAAUGUGGAUUUCCUAUUUUAAAACCAUGCAGCUUCAUCAAUUUUUAUACAUAUCAGAAAAGUAGAAUUAUAUCUAAUUUAUACUAAAUAAUUUAACUAAUUUAAACCAGCAGAAAAGUGCUUAGAAAGUUAUUGUGUUGCCUUAGCACUUCUUUCCUCUCCAAUUGUAAAAAAAAAAAAAAAAUUGCACAAUUUGAGCAAUUCAUUUCACUUUAAAGUCUUUCCCUCUCCCUAAAAUAAAAACCAGAAUCACAAUUUUCAAGAGAAUAAAAAAUUAAGAGAUACAUUCCCUAUGAAAACAUAUCAAUUCAACACAUUACUUGCACAAGCUUGUAUAUACGUAUUAUAAAGAAAUGCGAACAUACCCUUCUUUAAAUCAAAAGCUGCUUGACUAUCACAUACCAUUUGCACUGUUACUUUUUAGUCUUUUACUCCUUUGCAUUCCAUGAUUUUACAGAGAAUCUGAAGCUAUUGAUGUUUCCAGAAAAUAUAAAUGCAUGAUUUUAUACAUAGUCACAAAAAUGGUGGUUUGUCAUAUAUUCAUGUAAUAAAUCUGAGCCUAAAUCUAAUCAGGUUGUUAAUGUUGGGAUUUAUAUCUAUUGUAGUCAAUUAGUACAGUAGCUUAAAUAAAUUCAAACCAUUUAAUUCAUAAUUAGAACAAUAGCUAUUGCAUGUAAAAUGCAGUCCAGAAUAAGUGCUGUUUGAGAUGUGAUGCUGGUACCACUGGAAUCGAUCUGUACUGUAAUUUUGUUUGUAAUCCUGUAUAUUAUGGUGUAAUGCACAAUUUAGAAAACAUUCAUCCAGUUGCAAUAAAAUAGUAUUGAAAGUGA
Nomascus leucogenys (northern white-cheeked gibbon) is the source of this 2622-nucleotide messenger RNA. RefSeq names its product neuronal differentiation 1 (gene NEUROD1). Gene Ontology annotation, biological process: regulation of DNA-templated transcription; nervous system development. The record is from RefSeq and is a predicted model, not a curated record. Lineage: Eukaryota; Metazoa; Chordata; Mammalia; Primates; Hylobatidae. Gene Ontology annotation, molecular function: protein dimerization activity.